AGCGUGCGCCGCCGGCCAGGUCCGCAAUAGCGGGGUGUGCGUCACGGUCUGCGCCGCCCGCGGAGCCAGGACGGGGCGGAGCUUCCGGCUGUUCUCGGGUGGGCUAGUUUACCCGCGGCGGAGGGUAACUUUCCUGUACAGGUACUUGAGCACUUGUCUGGUCCCUGGAAGUGUAGCAUCGAGACAGUUUUCUAGUCCCGUUUACAAAAUAUCUUCCCUUUGGCCAUACAAGUGGUGACUGCCAUGUCGAACUCGCGGCUCAGGUCCCGCCGAGACGCCGGGGGUGGCGCUGGGGCAGCCGGCCGGGACGAGCUGGUGUCGCGGUCCUUGCAGAGCGCAGAGCACUGUCUGGGUGUCCAGGACUUCGGCACCGCCUAUGCCCACUACCUCCUCGUGCUCAGCCUGGCGCCGGAGCUAAAAGACAACGUGAAGGAAACUUUUCAGUACACACUUUUCAGAUGGGCUGAAGAGCUUGAUGCUCUCAAUCGGAUACAAGACUUACUUGGUUGCUAUGAGCAGGCCUUGGAACUGUUUCCUGAUGAUGAAGUGAUUUGCAAUAGUAUGGGGGAGCAUCUCUUCAGAAUGGGCUUUAGGGAUGAAGCAGCUGGGUAUUUUCAUAAAGCAGUGAAGCUAAACCCUGAUUUCAGUGAUGCAAAGGAGAAUUUUUAUCGUGUUGCAAACUGGUUGGUGGAACGCUGGCACUUUAUCAUGCUUAAUGACACCAAGAGGAAUACGAUUUAUAAUGCAGCAAUCCAGAAGGCAGUUUGUUUGGGGUCCAGAAGUGUUUUGGACAUUGGAGCGGGAACUGGAAUACUAAGCAUGUUUGCUAAAAAAGCUGGAGCACAUUCCGUGUAUGCUUGUGAGUUAUCCAAGACCAUGUAUGAACUUGCCUGUGAUGUCGUGGCAGCAAACAAGAUGGAAGCAGGGAUCAAACUCUUACAUAUGAAGUCACUUGACAUAGAGAUUCCAAAACAUAUUCCUGAAAGAGUGUCCCUAGUUGUAACAGAAACUGUCGAUGCAGGUUUAUUUGGAGAAGGAAUUGUGGAGAGUUUGAUUCAUGCAUGGGAGCAUUUACUUUUACAGCCAAAGACCAAAGGUGAAAGUUGUAAUUGUGAAAAGUAUGGGAAAGUUAUACCAGCAAGUGCUGUUAUAUUUGGGAUGGCAGUAGAAUGUGCAGAGAUAAGAAGACAGCAUAGAGUGGGUAUUAAGGACAUUGCUGGUAUCCAUUUGCCAACAAAUGUGAAAUUUCAGAGUCCGGCUUACUCUUCUGUAGAUGCUGAAGAAACAGUUGAACCUUAUACAACUGAGAAGAUGAGUCGAGUUCCUGGAGGAUAUUUGGCUUUGACAGAGUGCUUUGAAAUUAUGACAGUAGACUUCAACAACCUUCAGGAAUUAAAAAGUCUUGCAACUAAAAAGCCUGAUAAGAUUGGUAUUCCUGUUAUUAAAGAAGGCAUACUAGAUGCUAUUAUGGUUUGGUUUGUGCUCCAGCUUGAUGAUGAACAUAGUUUAUCCACAAGUCCUAGUGAGGAAACAUGUUGGGAACAGGCUGUCUACCCUGUACAGGACCUUACAGACUACUGGAUAAAGCCUGGAGACCAUGUGAUGAUGGAAGUGUCUUGUCAAGACUGUUACUUAAGAAUCCAGAGUAUUAGUGUCUUGGAUUUGGAAUGUGAAAUGGAUGUUGCAAGAAGUUUUACCCAGAAUAAAGACUUGUUGUCAUUAGGAAAUGAGGCUGAACUUUGUAGUGCCCUUGCUAACCUUCAGACCAGUAAACCAGAUGCUGUAGAGCAGACAUGUGUAUUGGAAUCUACAGAAAUUGCUUUGCUUAACAACAUCCCAUAUCAUGAAGGCUUUAAAAUGGCAAUGAGCAAAGUUUUGUCUUCACUGACUCCAGAGAAACUGUAUCAGACCAUGGAUACUCUCUGUCAGAAUGAGAUGAACUCUGGAACUGGACAGAGUAAUACUGUACAGAACAUCCCUGAACCUUUCUAUGUGUUAGAUGUGUCUGAAGGCUUCUCUAUUCUGCCUCUUAUUGCUGGCACACUUGGGCAGGUUAAACCAUACAGUUCUGUGGAGAAAGACCAGCAUCGUAUUGCUCUGGACCUCAUAUCUGAAGCCAAUCACUUUCCUAAAGAAACACUUGAGUUUUGGCUGAGACAUGUGGAGGAUGAAUCUGCUAUGUUACAAAGGCCAAAAUCAGACAAGUUAUGGAGCAUAAUUAUAUUGGAUGUUAUUGAGCCAUCUGGGCUCAUUCAGCAGGAAAUAAUGGAAAAAGCUGCAAUAUCCAGGUGUUUACUACAAUCUGGAGGCAAGAUCUUUCCUCAAUAUGUGCUGAUGCUUGGGUUGCUUGUGGAAUCACAGACACUCCUAGAGGAGAAUGCUGUUCAAGGAACAGAACGUACUCUUGGAUUAAAUAUAGCACCUUUUAUUAAUCAGUUUCAGGUACCUAUACGUGUAUUUUUGGAUCUAUCCUCAUUGCCCUGUAUACCUUUAAGCAAGCCAGUGGAACUCUUAAGACUAGAUUUAAUGACUCCAUAUUUGAACACCUCUAAAAGAGAAGUAAAGGUACACAUUUGUAAAUCUGGAAGAGUGACUGCUAUUCCAUUUUGGUAUCAUAUGUACCUUGAUGAAGAGAUUAGGUUGGAUACUUCAAGUGAAGCCUCCCACUGGAAACAAGCUGCAGUUGUUUUAGAUAAUCCCAUCCAGGUUGAAAUGGGAGAGGAACUUGUACUCAGUGUUCAGCACCACAAAAGCAAUGUCAGCAUCACAGUAAAGCAAUGAAGAGCAGUUUUCCAAUGAAAACUGUUUAAAUAGAGCAUCAACAAGUACAAAAUUCUUAUCUUAAUUAGUGGGGGUCUAUAAAAAUUCCUUGUAAUGGUCAAAUAUUUUUAAACAUUGACAUUAAUAAAGCAUAUUUUAAAAGAUUCUAAAUAAAAGAGUAGCAUUAUUAUAGAAAUACUGCUGCAGAUUUGCUUUCUGGAAAAGGAUACAUCACUAGUUUUUUGAAUUAGGAAACUUCUUUUGCUCGAUAUUACGGAAUAGGGAUUUUAAAAGUCUUAUUGUUAUUGACAUGUGUCAAUAAGUAAAGCAAAACUUUACUUUUGUAGGCAUCUUGGCCUUUUUUCUUAAAUCCAAACUUGUAAUUGGGAAACACUGAAAGGCUUCCACUGAAGACUGAGGGUUAUGGUUACCUGUAAAUUCCAAUCUUGCUUCCUUUAAAUACUCAGUGUACAUCUGAAACAGGUUUUGUUUUGAGAAUGCAAGCUUGAAAAAGAAUUUAAGCUAUAAGCUAAAUGUAAUUACAACAGUUAAGGAGUUAGGGAAUAAAUCUUCAGGAGGCAGCAUUUUUCUUGGUCUACUUUGGCAAAAGAACAUUUAAAAGCUGGUAACAACAAAGUUUAACUGAAGAAAGAGUUAAUCCUAAACUAUUUUUCCAAGUUUUGAUUUGGAUGCACGAUAAGUAGAUUAAUUGAUCCAAUUUUUACAGACUUUUGAAAUAAAGGAAGAUCAUUAUUAUGCCUCCUA
Molecule: messenger RNA, 3525 nt
Organism: Mandrillus leucophaeus (drill)
Lineage: Eukaryota; Metazoa; Chordata; Mammalia; Primates; Cercopithecidae
Gene: PRMT9
Product: protein arginine methyltransferase 9
Exons: 12
Coding region: 244-2781 (845 amino acids)
Biological process (GO): peptidyl-arginine methylation
Molecular function (GO): protein-arginine omega-N monomethyltransferase activity; protein binding
Source: RefSeq, a predicted model, not a curated record